Molecule: messenger RNA, 2214 nt
Organism: Acaulospora morrowiae
Lineage: Eukaryota; Fungi; Glomeromycota; Glomeromycetes; Diversisporales; Acaulosporaceae
Source: the annotation of a GenBank genome assembly
AUGGAUCCCAAAACUUCGGUUGGAGUGUGCUGGUUAUUUGUUUUUCCCCUAGAACAAUAUAGCAAGCAUACUUAUAUAUCAGAAAAUGCCCUUCUUCCUGGCCAGGUAAAUACUUAUUAUAAUUGGCCACAGGUUUUUGAGGCAAUGGCUUAUAGGGAUAACAUUAAAUCAAUAUUAAAUUUGUCUAGUUUAGAAAAAGCCGAGCAUAUAGAAGAUCAGUUAAAAAGAUCCGGAUUCAAAACAGCAAAACAAAAUUUUACUGUAGUAUCUUCAGGAAGGGUUAUUUCUGGAGUAAAUGUAUUUGGAGUGUUAAACUCUCCUCGGGCUGAUGGUACUGAAGCACUGGUUCUUAGUGCACCAUGGAUAUCCAAAGAUGGAGUAACUAUCAAUAUCAAUGGAAUAGCGGCCGCGCUGUCGAUAGGAAAAUUUUUUAAAAAUACCGAUUAUACUUAUUGGUCAAAAGAUAUCAUUAUUUUGAUAACCGAUGGGGGCGAGGCGGGUGUUCAGGCAUGGCUGGAGUCAUACCACGAUCAUCAACUUUCAGAUAUAAAAGCAUCCCCGCUACUAUUAAGAUCCGGUGCAAUUCAAGCAGCAGUUAAUUUGGAUUUUCCCGGAGUUGAUGAUUAUAAAGCCCUUGGGUUGUUUUUUGGUAGAUCUUGGCAUUUACUUGUUACUAUCGCGUUUUACUAUAUGUACGAUUAUUCCCUAAUCGCUGUUGUAUUUCAAGAGGGAUUGAACGGACAACUUCCCAAUUUGGAUUUGAUAAACACCAUCGUUCGUAUUUGUCGAAUAUCCAAUAAUAUCCCGAUAUCAUUACACGAUUCCGGCCAUUUUUAUACUCAUAAUGAUGUGGGCGAUUAUCAAUCUUCAUUUUAUAAUUUAUUAACAACAAUGAAAUAUCAAGCUUUGGGACAUCCGACUGGGAGUCACGGAUUAUUUUUUAGAUAUAAAAUUGAUGCGGUCACUUUGUACGGUUUGGCCGAAGCACCCAAUGCUAGUCCUUAUAGUUUCAUGGAAAUUGGACCUAUGGUAGAAUCAACAUUUAGAAGUUUGAACAAUCUACUGGAACAUCUUCAUCAGUCUUUCUUCUUUUAUUUGCUGCCAUCUCCGGAAAGGUAUAUUUCUAUUGGAUCGUACUUGCCACCCGCUAUAUUGUUGGCAGUUGAAUUAUGGGCAGAAACGGGAGAUGACACCGCGAAAACAAUAAGCCAAGAGCUACAAAAGCAACCUUCAGAUCCUUCAAACGUUAAGGCUCACAUUGCUCCUUUAGCAUACAUGAGUCGUCCAAGAGAAAUUUUGUUUCCAGUGACUGCAUUAGUUAUGGCUCAUUUUUCUGGACUUAUCAUUUUCUUCGUUGUUAAAAAUCAUUUCAUUAUAAGUAAGGCGUCAUAUAUCUUUGGAAUUGAUGUUUUCACAGGUCUAAAUUUUGACACAUUGAAAAUUGGAUUUUCCGAACAAUUCGCUGGUUUCGUUGCAAUUGUCUCACAGUCUUUCCGUGUGAUGCUUGAUUCUGAAUGCACCGGGGGUUACUUAAUCACAUUGGCAAUAUCUGUAAACAUCUCAAUAGUGGUAUCAAUGAGUUUGAUAAUUGCAUGUCACAACAGAACUCAUCAUGAUGUAGAAUAUCUCGCCAGACAACAACUGCAAAACUUGCAACCUGCAGCUCCAGAUUGGAUUGUGCUAAAGUCGUUCACUCUUGCAUUCACGGCAAUGAUAAUAUCCUGCUUAUCAGUACUGAAUUUUAGCUUGGCUAUAUUCGUAUCUUCAAUGGUGAUAAUGCCGUUUUCAUUAUUCCAGCCAACAUCAAUUGAUCUCUUUUCUGCGGAUUUGUCUUCAAAAAAUUUGAAUUUGUCAGAAGCAUUACAAUCAUCAUCGGAAAAUCCAAAAUCCAUCGAGAAUGUAGAUUCUCCGAAGUCUGGAUCGUUUCCAGAAAAGAAAAAUUCAGCAAUUGAAGAAAAUUCUUCGCUUAUUUCAAUAAUCCGACAAUUAUUUUCCAAAGACUUACUUAAUAUUUUACAACUACUUGUACUGAUCAUCAUCUCACCUCCAGGAAUAUUGAUUAUGACUGGUACAAAUCUAGAUGAGUUUUUAAGUUGGAUUAUAAUGGAAUAUGAGCUGUUUGGUAGCUAUUUGUUACCAUUCUCCUCUCAGGGAUUAAAAGUUCCUGGUAGGUUUAACAACAAUGUAAUAGUUGAGGAUAAUUUGAUCUUCUAG